Messenger RNA from Manihot esculenta (cassava), 907 nucleotides. Its product is annotated as LIM domain-containing protein WLIM1. Gene Ontology annotation, cellular component: plasma membrane; actin cytoskeleton. Gene Ontology annotation, biological process: actin filament bundle assembly. Bases 143 to 718 code for a protein of 191 amino acids. The transcript is spliced from 5 exons. Gene Ontology annotation, molecular function: actin filament binding. The record is from RefSeq and is a predicted model, not a curated record. Lineage: Eukaryota; Viridiplantae; Streptophyta; Magnoliopsida; Malpighiales; Euphorbiaceae.
AUUUCAGAAUUUUGAUAGUCCUCUUUAUCACACAUCAUAUGAAGAAGAAGCUAUAGAGUUUCUUUUUCUCCCAGUUCAGUUGAUAAUUACUUGGGUAUUGAAGAGAGAGAGAGAGAGAGAGAGAGAGAGUGAGUGAUCAAAGAUGGCAACAUUUGCAGGGACAACUCAGAAGUGCAAGGCAUGUGAGAAGACUGUGUACUUGGUGGAUCAGCUUACUGCUGACAACAAAGUCUAUCACAAGGCUUGUUUCAGGUGCCAUCACUGUAAGGGUACCCUUAAGCUGAGUAAUUACUCAUCCUUUGAAGGUGUUUUGUAUUGCAAGCCUCACUUUGAUCAACUCUUCAAAAUGACUGGAAGCUUGGAUAAAAGCUUUGAAGGCACUCCAAAAACUGUUAGAGUUGACAGAUCCGCCGAUCAGGUGCAUAGCAACAACAAAGUUUCAAGCAUGUUUGCUGGAACUCAGGAUAAAUGUGUUGCUUGCAAUAAAACUGUUUAUCCACUCGAAAAGGUAGCAGUCGAUGGUACACCUUAUCACAAGGCCUGUUUCAGGUGCGCCCAUGGAGGCUGUGUAAUCAGCCCAUCAAACUAUGUAGCCCAUGAGCAUCGUCUCUAUUGUAGGCAUCAUCAUAACCAACUCUUUAAGGAGAAGGGAAAUUUCAGCCAACUUGACAAGCAUGACGAAGUUAAACCGGUGGCUGAGACUGCAGCAGCAGAGUGAGAAUGUAAAUUUUCCACCAACCUUGGAGUGGGUGAUACCUCAAGGAGUUUCAAUGCAGUUGUCAGAAUUUGCUAGAAUGGUUACUGCUGUAAUAUGUUCUAUUUUGUGAUUUUACUUUGUUUCCUCUUGUUAACCCCCCUGCUUUUGUGUGUGAGAUUUGAAAUUUUUAAUUAGUUUUUCCUUUUACCA